CUCUUAUAAAAGAGAAUUAAUUAGAUGAGCUAAGUGUGAAGUUGCAGUGACUUUUUUCUUAAUGGAGAAAAGAAUGAAAGCCAAAGUUAGAAGAAGCACCAACAAACUUAAAACCCUCCACAGAAAUUAAAAACCUCAAUCAAAAAUCCAAAGACAAAACUACAAAAAACAUCAACAGUUUCCCUCCAAUCAUUCCAACCCAAACCCCACAUUCUCUCCUUUUCUUUCUUCUUUUUUUUUUUCUUUUCCAGUUUUCUCCCCCAGGCCCCUACGCAUCCCAAAAACCAACCCAAAUAAAUCCCUCUCCCACCCCUCCAAAAACCACAAGACGAACUAAAACAAAAAAAAAAGAAUAAAUAAAAGAAGAAAAAACAUGCUACCCUCUCAAGCACUUGUUUUAGUGGUCAUGUUACUACUGCUAUCACUUGUAACUAUCAUCGCCUCAGCCACCACCACCACACUCAAAACCAUCUCAUACCCUCAUUUCCAACUCUUGAACGUCAAAGAAGCAAUCACCGAAACAAAAGCAUCACAAUAUCAAGAACUAUUCGACAAUCAGAAUGACACUCUAACUGAAGGCAAGUGGAAGCUAAAACUAGUCCAUAGAGACAAGAUCACAGCUUUCAACAAGUCUUCAUAUGAUCACUCCCACAAUUUUCAUGCACGUAUACAGAGAGACAAGAAAAGGGUCGCUACCCUCAUCCGUCGCCUUUCACCACGUGAUGCCACCAGUAGUUAUUCCGUGGAGGAGUUUGGGGCAGAGGUGGUGUCAGGGAUGAAUCAAGGUAGCGGAGAAUAUUUUAUAAGAAUAGGAGUUGGUAGCCCGCCAAGAGAACAGUACGUAGUUAUUGAUUCGGGCAGUGAUAUAGUUUGGGUCCAAUGUCAGCCUUGCACCCAAUGUUACCAUCAAACCGACCCGGUAUUUGACCCGGCUGACUCAGCCUCCUUCAUGGGCGUCCCUUGUAGCUCCUCGGUCUGUGAAAGGAUCGAGAACGCGGGCUGCCAUGCGGGCGGGUGUCGCUAUGAAGUGAUGUACGGUGAUGGGUCGUACACCAAGGGCACCCUUGCCCUCGAAACUCUAACAUUCGGGCGGACGGUGGUCCGCAACGUGGCUAUAGGGUGCGGGCAUAGGAAUCGGGGGAUGUUUGUUGGAGCAGCUGGAUUGUUAGGGCUUGGAGGCGGAUCCAUGUCUCUUGUGGGUCAAUUGGGCGGUCAAACUGGAGGUGCAUUCAGUUAUUGUCUAGUAAGUCGUGGAACAGACUCUGCUGGGUCACUAGAAUUCGGCCGUGGAGCAAUGCCCGUGGGUGCUGCUUGGAUUCCUUUGAUCCGUAACCCUCGAGCCCCAAGCUUUUAUUAUAUCCGACUUUCGGGUGUUGGAGUUGGAGGGAUGAAGGUGCCGAUAUCUGAAGAUGUUUUCCAAUUAAAUGAAAUGGGGAAUGGGGGUGUUGUGAUGGACACCGGGACGGCUGUCACGAGGAUCCCAACGGUGGCUUACGUGGCGUUCCGAGAUGCUUUUAUAGGUCAAACCGGGAACCUCCCUCGGGCUUCCGGAGUAUCCAUAUUUGAUACGUGUUAUAACUUGAAUGGGUUUGUGUCGGUUCGGGUACCAACAGUGUCAUUUUAUUUCGCGGGGGGGCCAAUACUGACCCUUCCAGCAAGGAACUUUCUGAUACCAGUGGAUGACGUGGGGACUUUUUGUUUUGCAUUUGCAGCUUCCCCAUCAGGACUUUCCAUCAUAGGAAACAUUCAGCAAGAGGGGAUUCAGAUUUCUUUUGAUGGGGCCAAUGGGUUUGUGGGGUUUGGCCCUAAUGUUUGCUAAGUGGAUGUAAAGGGAAUUUUGGUAGCCAAACUUUUAGUUUUCUAAAACAUAUUAGUAUCAGUGAUUAGUAUAUACCUAAUAAGAAUGCAUGUAUGUCCUUAGACAUUAAUAUAUGUGUGAAGCUAAAGUUGUGCCUUUUUCUCCUGAAUUUUAUAGAAAUGACCAUGAAGGAGAAAAGAGAGAGGCUUUCUUUA
Messenger RNA from Ricinus communis (castor bean), 2013 nucleotides. RefSeq names its product protein ASPARTIC PROTEASE IN GUARD CELL 2. The record is from RefSeq and is a predicted model, not a curated record. Gene Ontology annotation, biological process: proteolysis. The transcript has a single exon. NCBI's taxonomy places the organism in Eukaryota, Viridiplantae, Streptophyta, Magnoliopsida, Malpighiales, Euphorbiaceae. Gene Ontology annotation, molecular function: aspartic-type endopeptidase activity. The coding region runs from base 374 to 1819 and encodes 481 amino acids.